AUCAAAACAAAACCCAACCGGACCAAAGACAAAACCCGGUGCGUAUCCGCCGGUUGCGUGCAGGUGUUAACCUCAUCCGGAAGAUAAGGCAGGACUGCAGAAAUGGAGCCGCGUGUGGUUGAGGUCACAGGUGACCUCUUCACAUGUCCAAGCACACACAGUCUGGCACACUGCAUCUCAGCCGACUGUCGGCUGGGCAAGGGCAUUGCGGCCAUCUUCAAACGCAAGUUUGGCGGCAUCUCAGAGCUGCUGGCACAGCGUAAGAAGCCUGGUGAGGUGGCCGUGUUGCGUCGCGGGUCACGCUAUGUGUACAACCUUAUCACCAAGCACAAGUACUACGAGAAGCCGACGUACGAGACACUGCGGCGCGCGCUGAGCGCGGUCAAGGAGCACUGCGUGACGCACGAGGUACGCCACCUGGCCAUGCCGCGCAUCGGCUGUGGCCUGGACGGCCUAACCUGGGACCGCGUUCUGCCCAUCAUCAAGGACGUCUUCCAAGACUGCUGCGUGCAGGUCGAGAUCUUCUCGCUGUGAGGUGACCUGGCGCCGUGGUGGCGAGGGCCGCAAUGGCGAUGCGGCUCUGCAGCAGGGUCGCUUUGUCGGACAAAGUUAUGUGCUCCUCGUGCUUCACUUUGAACUGGAGAUGGUCGGGUUGCGCGAGGAGCAUCGCGUUGGCUGACGGUGCUCGUGAAAGGGUUUUCGUAAAUCGCGAGUGAUGCUGAAGCGGGCGUGUUUCUCAAUGGGGGCAGGUGAGGGUGGAUCAAGUUGUAUCCUAUGAAGGACAUCUCCGCGAAUAUUAAAAUGCGUGAGAUAUUCCGAAAUGCUGCAUAUCGGAUAUGUUGAAGCUGAUGUGUCGACAUCUCACAGACUUUAUCUGCAGUGUACCAGAGAAAAACUCCUCGUGUCACUCAAGUUGGUAAUGCCAAUGCCGCAAGAUGCCACCAAUGCCAACCAAUCGUUGGCUCUUGAUUCUAAGCUGCCCCUCUAGGUCUGCUGCGGUGGCAGAAUCUACGAGAAUCCCAGCAUGUUCGCCAUCGGUGAUAUGUUCUUACUUUGUUGCCUGAUGUAGGCUGUGUUUUUGUUAUAUAAUACACGUUGAAAA
This is a messenger RNA of Pollicipes pollicipes, 1102 nucleotides long. RefSeq names its product ADP-ribose glycohydrolase OARD1. The transcript has 2 exons. Lineage: Eukaryota; Metazoa; Arthropoda; Thecostraca; Pollicipedomorpha; Pollicipedidae. Gene Ontology annotation, biological process: peptidyl-glutamate ADP-deribosylation. The record is from RefSeq and is a predicted model, not a curated record. The coding region runs from base 103 to 534 and encodes 143 amino acids.